AUUAUGAAUUAUUAACAAAUGCACAAAAAAACAAACACACACAAUAAUUAUUUUUAUUACAUGAAUGUCUCUUUUGAAUAAAUUAAUCGGUCGCCUUUAAAUCGAUCAGUUUCCAAAGCUCUGUACUCAUUUCCAAAAGCCAAUCGUUUCAAAGAAUUCAAAGACAAACCGUAACUAUGCAUUUUGUUCAUCCUUAGAUGUCCUAACACAUACAAUAUCCCCUCGAUGAUGAGCAAACGUAGUGCUGGAAUAGGAUAUGGAUAAAAGUCAAAUUUUAUCCAGGAAAGCAUAACCCCAGGACCCAACAAUUACGAAAUUAGGACUACUCUUAAUGUAAACAACGGCUGGACUAUGCCAGUUGGUCGAGAUGUAUGCAUCAUUGACUUCAUCUUAGAAAGGUAAUAAGUAUGAAGGUAUCUUCAUUGGCCUUAUACAAAAAACUCCUGGGCCUGGGGAAUACGAACACAAAGACACCAAAUCUCCAAUCAAGUACACAAUAAGAAUGAGAACGGAGAGUCACAAAGACAAGGAUAGAAAACCAGGACCGUAAGUCUAAUUGAUAAUUUAGGGGUGAGUAUAAUUUGCCUGCAGCAAUCAAUGAAACUGGAAAAUAUAAAAUUAGCAAAUUUAGAGAGUAAAACAAUUCUUUAAUCUAGUUCUGGAGCUAUUAUACUUUCACCUCAAAAUUCUAAAAGCUUACGUUUUUCACCAGCCAAGGAACUCUCACCAGGUCCUGGAGACUAUGCUCAUUUAGGAGACAUUGAUCCGAAAGGGUUGUAUUAUUGUUCCAAGUUUGCAGAUACAAAAUCUACGAUAUUUACAAGGGCUAAGAGAGAGUUGACUAAAAUUCGAGCUUAAUCUCCAGGACCUGGAGCCUAUAGAUUGCCUUCAGAAUUUGGGUAUUUAGAUAAAUUAUGUUAGUCACUAUGAAAAACCGAAUAAAUGA
Molecule: messenger RNA, 946 nt
Organism: Paramecium octaurelia
Lineage: Eukaryota; Ciliophora; Oligohymenophorea; Peniculida; Parameciidae
Source: the annotation of a GenBank genome assembly